This is a messenger RNA of Parathielavia appendiculata, 2607 nucleotides long. RefSeq names its product SNF5-domain-containing protein. The record is from RefSeq and is a predicted model, not a curated record. Bases 262 to 2130 code for a protein of 622 amino acids. NCBI's taxonomy places the organism in Eukaryota, Fungi, Ascomycota, Sordariomycetes, Sordariales, Chaetomiaceae. Gene Ontology annotation, molecular function: transcription coregulator activity; zinc ion binding. Gene Ontology annotation, biological process: chromatin remodeling; positive regulation of pseudohyphal growth by positive regulation of transcription from RNA polymerase II promoter. The transcript is spliced from 2 exons. Gene Ontology annotation, cellular component: nucleus; RSC-type complex; nuclear chromosome.
GCUGCUGGUGCCGCAAACACAAUCACCUUCAGUCUGCGGUUGUUUGCUUCGAUCUCACAUCAGCCCUGGUUUCCAAUAAGUCUUUGGCAUUGCACUCAAGCGAGAAUUUAGUUCCUCGACCACCUGCAGCUCCGAGUCAUUAAGAUUCCACCAGCGCCCUUGCAAGCACCCAUAGGGAGACAAAGCGACCUGCUUCUGCUCGCCGCGAAGUGGCCGCCGGGAUGAGAUAGCCUGAAAAAGCGACGCAUCCCCAAUUCCACAAUGGCCACGCGAUCCGGAUCACAGCAGGCCAUACUCUCGUCCUAUGCACCGCGAUUGCGCACCUACAACAAUGCCCUUCUCCAGCCUGUCCUUCCAGGCACUGCCCCGUCAAACCCGCUCGCCCGCACCACCAAGCGCGGGACCACCAUCAUAAACUACGCCGAAGACGGCUACGACGAUUACGAUGACGACGAUGACGAUAGCAGGCGCCGGCCUACCGGCUUGCGCAGCCUGCGCCGCGACGACAGCGCCUCCAAGGUCGAUGUCAGCGAGAAGGUCGGCAAGGACACCAGCGAGCCUGUUGAAAUGCAGGGAAUCUAUCGCGACUGGAUGGCCAAGGUGCGACUGAAUAGGUCUGACGCCCAGAACUACGUCCAGGCCUGCCUGCCGCUCACUCUGGUCCCCAUACGAAUCGACUUGGACAUUCCCGCCUUCACGCCGCUGCCAGCCCUGCCCGCGCCGGGGCCCGUGGAUAUCAAUCAUCCUUUCUACAAGCCGCAAGAAGCGACAGUACCGUACCGGCUACGGGAUACGUUUCUAUGGAACCUGCACGAGACGCUGAUCACAACAGAUCAAUUCGCCACCCAGCUGGUUCAGGAUCUCGACCUCCCAAACCGAGCGUCAACCAUCGCCGAAAUCAGCAAACAGAUCCGGACACAACUCGAAGAAUACGCUGGAGUUGCGCUUCACCCGCUCUUCCACUCUCAUACUCACCGCUCCAAUGCCCCCGAGCCUCCCAAGGCACCCGGCCGUCUCGAUUCGGCCACUCCGGCCCUCAGCCGAGCCGACACCCCCAUGGGAGGCAGCAACAACAAUAACUUCGCUCCCACCCCGUCAAAACCACUCCGUCCUGCCGCACCCGCCGUGGUACAAACUGCCCAAGGCGAAAUAACCGCCGCGGCAACCCCCAUCCCGCCCGACCCAGCAACCACCACGGCAACAACCAACACCACCGCCGCUGCAACCGACGACUUCAGCCCCGACGACACAUACCGCUGCAUCAUUAACCUCAACAUCAACCUUUCCUCCCAAGUCUACACGGACAAGUUUGAAUGGUCGCUCCUGCACCCGCCCGGCACAGCCGAAAUGUUCGCCAAGCAAACCUGCGCCGACCUGGGCCUGCACGGCGAGUGGAUUCCCGCCAUGACGCACGCCAUUUACGAGGCCGUCCUCAAACUGAAAAAGGAGGCCUGCGAGUCCGGAGGGCUAGUCGCGGGCUGGGCCAGCAGCGCGUCUGCCGGUGCUGCAGGAAGCGGGGUGAUGAUCAACGAGUUCCCCAACGACGCGGCGCUCACGGCCGGCGGGGAGGGCGCCGGAUGGCGGUACGACCCGGAGCAUCUAGCGGACGAGUGGGAGCCGAAAUUGGAGACGCUGACCAGGGAGGAGAUUGAGAAGCGCGAGGGGGAUCGGGAGAGGCAGAUCCGGCGGCUGCGGCGCGAGACGGCGCGGUUCAGCAGCAAUACCGGCAUGGCCGGCGGGGUGCCCAUCGGGUUCGCCUUCUCCGGCCUGAUUGAGCAGGAGCAGGUGGAGGAGCGGAUGGGCCGCGGCGAGAGGAGUAAGAAGAAGAAGCGGUUUAGGAGUUUGAGCCCGCUAGGGAGGUCGGGUACCCCCACGGCUGGGGCGAGGGGGACGCCUGCUGCUGGUGGUGGUGGGGAGGGGUAUGGUGGUGGCGGCACGCUAACUGAUGUCGAGAGGAUGAAUUGGAGGUGCUCGCAUUGCCGUGUCUGGGGGACCAGCGUGUGGGCGGUGAGGGAUGGGCCGUAUGGGCCGAGGUCCCUCUGCAACAACUGCGGCUUCAUGUACGAGCGUGACCGCAAUUUGCCCCGCUGGACUAAGAAUCUGCAUGCCAACGAUGCCCGGCCGUUCUAGGUGGGUGGUAAGGGCAGCGCCAGGCUGAAUUCGGCAGCUGACGGGUACGCAGUCGUCACGCCCCGCAAGUCCCGCCGGUUGACGCGCGAGCCGUCGUCUGGGAUAGGUGUGAGGCUGUUUGACUGUCUGCGGUGUUGAUCGGAUUAGGGAUUGAGAUUAGCAACUAGGGUGGGGUGGCUGAUGAAGGGGACUCUCGGUUGAUCUACGGUUCAGAGGGGCGGACUCUAAGACGGCGACUUGAGUGUGUGUGGGCUGUUGUACGAUCCGAGUAAACGCAGCAUCCUUAUGGAAGGGAACAGGUGUGAGACGUGUUUUGUGUUGCUAUUACGGUAAAACCGGGUGACAGGAAAGGAACGGGUCGUCUGUACAAGAACUGAUACUUAUCGUGGGAUUGGGCUCUAUCACAUCCAAGCUCCUCGCCGGUUGUGUAUUCUAUACCAUGGUUAAUCACUGAACUGGAUCUAAGUAUGGACCCCA